AUGUCUCUGUCUCAAGACCUUCCAUCUAUCCCUCUACCCCCCGGAGUCUCCUCCCACUAUCUCAAGUCUCCUGCCAAUGAUCUAACCUACCACUUUCUGUCGGCCGGCAACCAGGGCGAUCCCCUUAUUCUGCUCUAUCACGGCUUCCCAGAGACCUCCUUUUGCUGGAGACAUAUCCUUCCCUAUCUCGCACAAGCCGGAUAUUACGCCGUCGCGCCCGAUACUCGGGGCUCUGGACGUACCACGACGCCAAACCCAGUGGAUUUCACCGAGUCUGCAGACGAACUGCGCCAAUAUCAGCUCACAAAUACCGCACGGGAUACGGUCAUCUUCAUCCAGGCGCUGGGAUACUCCACAGUCCACUGCCUGGUCGGCCAUGAUGCUGGUGCCGUGCUCGUCGCAUGGGUGGCUCUCACCCGGCCAGACCUGAUCCAACGAGUGAUCAUAGCAAGCCAUCCCUACAACGGACCGCCUGCGAUCCAGCCAGUCGCUAUCGACAAGACAGAGACGGACCCCGCUCCAGCCGCGCAAGAGGACAUCCACGCCGCACUCUUGAAACUACCACACCCCCGCAAACAUUACAAGUGGUACUAUGCUGGCCCCGCCGCCGCCGCCGACCUCCAGGGCGCCUCGGUCGACGAGCUGCGCGCCUGUCUGAAGGGCUACUACUAUCUCAAAUCGGCCUCCUGGCCAGACAACAAACCUCACCCGCUGUGCGCCUGGACCGCCGCCGAGCUCGCCCAGAUGCCGUACUACUACGUGAUGCCCGCCGACAGCGGGAUGGCCGCGGCCGUGCAGCGCCAACUGCAACGAUCCGGGCACGAGCCGGACUGCUCGCCGUGGCUGACGGACGCCGAGCUCGAGUUCCUCGCGCACGAAUGGAACCGCACCGGGUUCCAGGGGGCGCUGAACUGGUACCGGAUCGCGACGAACCCGGCCUGGCAGCGCGAUCUGCAGCUGUACGCGGGGAAGAAGCUCGCAUGUCCGUCGCUGAGCAUCCUGGGGCGGCAGGACUGGGGCAGCUAUCAGGAACCGGGGGUUCUGGAAGCCGUGGGGUCCAAGUGUUUGGACUAUCGGGGGGAGGUUUGGAUUGAGGAGGCGGGCCAUUGGAUGCAGCAGGAGCAGCCGGAGGGGGUGGCGAGGCAUAUUUUGAAGUUUUGCCAGCAGGAUUAG
Molecule: messenger RNA, 1173 nt
Organism: Aspergillus clavatus NRRL 1
Lineage: Eukaryota; Fungi; Ascomycota; Eurotiomycetes; Eurotiales; Aspergillaceae
Product: alpha/beta fold hydrolase
Exons: 1
Coding region: 1-1173 (390 amino acids)
Molecular function (GO): hydrolase activity
Source: RefSeq, a predicted model, not a curated record